AAUCCCCCAGGCGGCUUUCUUGGCCUCUGCCCCAAUCCAGAGGACUCCACCUUCCCUUCCGCCGCAACCCGCCUUUCUUCCUCCUCCCAUCGUCGUCCUCGUCCCCUCCUGGGCUAGCGCGGAGCGGGGAUCCAUCCGGAUUCGAUUCUCCUUUUGCUGGUCCGCCGCUCGCACGCGAUGUUUCCCUGUCACGGUGUGGCUACUGCGAAUCCUCAGCUGCUUGGUGCUCCUGCCGCGAGCCGGUAUGGUUCUCCCGCGAGGCCGUCUUUGCGUGCUAGACCGGCUUUUCUGAGCCUGCGGGAUCCUGCAUUUCGUCGUGAGCAGAAAUCCUUCGCUUUGAGAGCUGGUGCGGAUUUUCACCGUCAUGUUCUAUCUUCAUCCUUUGCAAAGUACGAUACCAUCAAGGGCAUCAAGCCACUGCUGCCAUCCCCCAAAUUGCAUCCAAGAACUCAAGUUGGUUGUCAAGCAUCUUUAUCAUCAUUCAGCUAUCCUGAGUUAUCUUCCAAACCUAAAUGGUGGUGGAGAUCCCUAGCAUGUGUACCCUAUCUUCUGCCACUGCACAACAUGUGGGGACACGCAGAUGCCAUCUAUCAGCUUCAUCCAUACUUGCAAAGAUUUAGCCUGCUUUAUGCCUUCAUUGAUACAAUGGCUCUACUCCCUGGGUGGCUUUUUCUGGUGAUCUUCAUGACCAUAUACUUCUUUGUCGUGAGGCGGAAGUGGUCGCCGCACUUCUUGCGGUUUCACAUCAUAUUGGCUAUCCUGCUCGACACAGGCUCACAAGCUCUGGCCACUGCGAUCAACUGGAGUCCAAGCAUAGUUUUCCAGGGUAAGCCAAUGGCAUAUUUCUGGAUGACAAUGGCCUUCAUUCAGAUCUUCACGGUUGUCGAGUGCAUGAGGUGUGCACUUUCAGGGGUGUAUCCAAAUGUUCCAUUUAUAUCUCACACGGCGUUCAUCCAUUCAGAUCUUAACCUGUUCAGGUAGUUGAUCAGUGCGAAGUGCAUUUUUUGGAAUUAAGAGGUGCUGAAUGAGGCUGGUGAGUAAGAGCUUUGAACGUGCUAGGUAGUUUGGAAAAAAAAAAGGACUACACAGAGAGUGUAAUUGUUACUCUUCACUGCAUGAGAGAAUGUAACUGUUACUCUUCACUGUAUUGUUGCCAGUGCUGUUAACUGCAUGUCUCUGAGAGUGUGAUUGUCACUCUUCACUGCAUUGUUGCCAGUGCUGUUAACUGGAGGUCCCUGGGAGUGUGAUCGUUACUCUUCGCUGCA
Messenger RNA from Setaria italica (foxtail millet), 1265 nucleotides. Its product is annotated as protein TIC 20-I, chloroplastic. The transcript is spliced from 3 exons. Bases 178 to 981 code for a protein of 267 amino acids. The record is from RefSeq and is a predicted model, not a curated record. Lineage: Eukaryota; Viridiplantae; Streptophyta; Magnoliopsida; Poales; Poaceae.